AUGAAAUUGCAACACGUUACGUGUAAUUUGGAGCAAUGUCAGGCGCGCUCACGAGAAUUGCAAGACGAACAACACCGAUUAGAAACACAAUUACAAAAAAUAAAUUUAGAACAACAUCAAUUAAAAAAAAGGAUAUUUGAAGUGAAUGAAGAGAAUGUAAAAAAGGACGAUGAAUUAAAAAUGUUAAAACUUGAACGAAAAUUUCAUGUGUCAAAUGAUAUAAAAGAAAAUAUAACAUAUUCGAUUGAAGUCUAUUUUCUGGCUAUAGAAAACAAAGACGGCGAAGAUGCUAAAUUUAUUAACUCAUCAGACAUACAAGAUUAUGUUGGAACAGUGUACACUAUGGUUGGUGCUUCUAUUGACGAAGGUUGUAAAGAUAUAGCACAGACUAUUAUUAACGCUACUGGUGCGGCGGGCAAAGUUCCACGAGCACUCAUCUUAUUUCGCGAUGCUGAACAUUUUGGAAUCGAUUCCGGUGGGGAAUCGAUUACUGGAAUUCCCCAAUUCAUUCAAAAGGGAAUUCCAGAACUACUCAAAGUUGAGGGUGAGAGUGAAGGUGAGUGUGACUGCGAAAGGAGAAAAGCUGGCAAUGCCGAAAUUCGUAGUGAGUCCGUGUGA
This is a messenger RNA of Didymodactylos carnosus, 618 nucleotides long. NCBI's taxonomy places the organism in Eukaryota, Metazoa, Rotifera, Eurotatoria, Philodinida, Philodinidae. The record is from the annotation of a GenBank genome assembly.